AUGAAUCUCAGAAAUAAUGAAUAUUCACUAAACAAUUCUACUGAAAGAUCUAAUAACGAUAAAAUACAUGAAAUUAAUGAAAAUGAAAUGUUCAAAAUAAAUGAUAGCUUUAGAGAGAUUGAGCAAAAACAUUCAGAAUUGUCACAAGUUUUAAAUGAA
Cetraspora pellucida is the source of this 159-nucleotide messenger RNA. The record is from the annotation of a GenBank genome assembly. NCBI's taxonomy places the organism in Eukaryota, Fungi, Glomeromycota, Glomeromycetes, Diversisporales, Gigasporaceae.